This is a messenger RNA of Penicillium griseofulvum, 630 nucleotides long. Its product is annotated as WW domain protein. The transcript has 2 exons. Gene Ontology annotation, molecular function: protein binding. The record is from RefSeq and is a predicted model, not a curated record. Bases 1 to 630 code for a protein of 209 amino acids. Lineage: Eukaryota; Fungi; Ascomycota; Eurotiomycetes; Eurotiales; Aspergillaceae.
AUGUCCUACGCUCCACCUUACGGCGAUCCUUACGCUCGCCCUCCCCCAGACCGUCCACCAUACGACCCCUACGGGCGCCCACCGGCUGAUGGAUAUGACCGUCCAGCAUACGACCGAGGCCCAUACAGUGCACCCCCACCACUAGCUCGUCCCCCUCCAGGACCCCCACCUCCCCUGCCCCAGGGCUGGGGUCAGGAAUGGGAGCCCAGUACUCGUCGCGCAUUCUACGUAGAGCACGCCACUGGUCGCUCCCAGUGGGAGGCGCCUUAUCAGCAGCCUGGCUACUCUGGAUACAGUGAUGGCUCUCGCAGCGUUCCUCCUCCCGAGUCCCAGGGCUACUAUGCGCCUCCCCAGGGUCCGCCACCUUCGGGUUACGAUGAUCGUAGCCCUGGCUACUAUCAGGGCGAGCAGCAGCAUGAGAAGAAGAGCAGUAACGUCGGUGGCUAUCUCGCAGCCGGUGCUGCUGGUCUAGCCGUCGGCGGUAUUGCCGGUGCUGUGAUUGCACACGAGAUCGACGAAGAGGAUGAAAAGUCUGAUCUCGAAGAGGCUUACGAGGCGGGCCGUCGCGAUGAAGAAGAGGCCCAUGACUCAGAUCACAGCCACCACAGUGAUGAUGAUGGUGGUUGGUAA